This is a messenger RNA of Thermothelomyces thermophilus ATCC 42464, 1352 nucleotides long. RefSeq lists its product as uncharacterized. Gene Ontology annotation, molecular function: nucleic acid binding; alanine-tRNA ligase activity; ATP binding. The transcript has a single exon. Gene Ontology annotation, biological process: regulation of translational fidelity; alanyl-tRNA aminoacylation. The record is from RefSeq and is a predicted model, not a curated record. Lineage: Eukaryota; Fungi; Ascomycota; Sordariomycetes; Sordariales; Chaetomiaceae. Bases 231 to 1055 code for a protein of 274 amino acids.
UUCGAUUCUAUACAAGUACUAAAUACUUUCUUUUUAAACUCCCGACUCCUUAGAAUAAUCGCUACAUGCACUCUCUCCAAAUAUUUGCCCUCCCAAUUACCCUUUGCGCCUUCUCUCAACAAACGACGUAUUAAUUACUCACAACUUCCUGCACGACUCUAAACGCCAUAGUUGCCCUUCGUCAGAGUGGAGAAGGGACAGGAAAAAAAGGGGGGGCGAUUAUAUCCGCGAUGAAGCGCACGUACCUGGCAUUUCAGCGAAACGGCCAUCUAUCGACGCUGCAGGUCGUCGUCACCGCCGUCCGGACGGUCGCGUCGCUCGAGGAGAGCAACCGGAGCCUCUUCAAGGGGGCCAGGGACGACGACCACGUCGUCGUCACCGACUCGACCAUCUUCCACCCGCAGGGAGGGGGCCAGCCCUCGGACGUGGGCGCCAUGACGGCCGAGGGCGAGGGCGAGGGCGGGGCCCGGUUUGACGUGCACAUGGUGCGCAUGAGCGCCGUCGCCCAGGGCGAGGUGCUGCACUGCGGGCGCUUCGCCAACCCCUCGGCCGGCUUGUUCCGGCCGGGCGACCGGGUGACGCAGCGGAUCGACGUGGAGAAGCGGCUGCUGUACUCGCGCUACCACACCGCCGGCCACGUGCUGGGCGCCGCGGUGCGGCACCUGCUCGAGAAGGAGGUGGAGGGGUUCGACGAGACCAAGGCGUCGCACUUUCCGGACUCGGCCGCCUGCGAGUUCCAGGGCCUGAUCGAGGCCCGGUGGAAGGACGCGAUCCAGAGCAAGGUGGACGAGUACAUCGACAAGGACAUGGCGGUCGAGAUCGAGUGGUGGGACGAGGACGACUUCCGGGCCAACGGCAUGGGGAGGCAGAUCCCCGACCGGGCCGCCAUGGGCUUGGCCGACGACGAAAAGUUCCGCGUCGUCCGCAUCGUCGGCGCCGAGACGUACCCCUGCGGCGGCACCCACGUCCAGAGCACCAAGCUCUGUGGCAGGACCAUGGUCAAGAAGAUCAGCCGGUCCAAGGGGACGAGCAGGGUGGGAUACACGCUACCCUGAGCUCGUUCGGCUCGCCAGGUUGGCUCGAGACGAUGGCGUGUAUGUACUGUACAUAGAUGGGUACGGUGCCUAUAAUUAGACUCUAGACUUCGCAAGUGUAUAAUAUUAUGUUGUGCAAAGUGAGAACUGAAAUCGGUGAGAAUGUUGAAACUUGCUCUCCUUACGAUGUGUACGGGGGGCAAAAGGCUUGACAUGAUGAACUAUCAUCAGUCCGCCUAGCUGGCUUUCGUUGUUUGUAUUUCUCUACCCGGAGAUUGUGACCAAGAUACAACGCUUAAGAUGAUUCACUUCUAUCCG